GUGCCCAGUCCGGCAGUCCCCGUCCCCGUCCAGCGUCCACGCAAUAGUCAACGCAGACGCAGUCCCCAUUUCUAGGGUUCUCGUCCGCCGUCCAGCAGCUGCCCCCCGGCGCGCCCCCACCUCGCCGCCGGCAGGCAGCCGCAAGACCGCCGUCGGCCGCCUCCACCCCCUCAUCCACCUCCAUUCGCUCCGGCCUCCUCUCCUCCGCUCCGCGGCCGCCCCCGUCCGCCUCGACAACAGUGACCGGCCGUCGCAGGAGCUCGACCAAGACGACGGGCCGCCGCAGGAGCUCUACCCCCGGCACCGCCUCAGCCGUCUCUCUUCUUUCACUCGUCCUCCCUGUGCCGGCCGGCUCGACCACGGCGGACGACUCCGUAGCAGCUCGACUGUGAGGUGCCCUGCCUAGUGCGUUGAUUCUGCGGAAGCGGAUGGCCAAUACCCGGUCAGGAGGGGCGAACAAUGAGGGAGCAGGGGGCACCAGUGCAAGGAAAGGCAGCGCCGCCACCAAUGCAAAAGACCCCAUGUCUGCAACGACCUCCACCUCGUCUGCCAGUGGAAGGGAGUCUAGAAGCUUGUCCACACGUGAAACAAGCGAUGAGCAGAAGCCAAACCUCAGGAGGUCGAACCGAGAAACAAAAGGAAAGAAUCCCAUUGUGACCAACAGUUCUGCCUCUACACCUGUUUCGCAGAAAUCUAUUAGGGGCAGGAGCAACCCCAGCACACCUGGUACCCCGAAAUCGUCAGCAAGGAAGCUAAAAGGGUCGACGAGGAAGGCUAGUACCCCAAGAACGUCCGACAGAGUAAAGAAAAGUACCGUUUCAGCUUCUACUGCUUCAAAUGAUUCAAAUGGAGUUUCUAGUCCAGUGGCUACUCCCGACAAAACUGUAAAAAGAGAAAUUGAUGAACAUAACUCAACAAAGAAUGAUGCUUCCGAGAGUGGUACUAUGCCAUUGAAGAAGCAGAAAAGGCUAACCACACAGAGCUAUACAAAUCUCUUCAAGACAUCUUCUGAAGAACAUGAAAAAUCCCCUGCCUAUGAGGGAAAUGCUUCCAAGGUACACGCAGAAGAUAAUGGCUCUGUUUUGAGGCAUGAAGAAAGUGGCGCACAUGAAGAGGAUAACCAGGCACAUUUAAGUCAAGUCGCCAAUAAUUUUUUGGAAGGCUAUACUUCUGGCCUGUGUGAAGUUCCCAAGGUGAUAUUGGAGACAGAUGGGUUGAAAACUGAUGCUGAAAAAUCUGCUCCCAUUUCAGAGGACUUGGUUACAUUAUCAAGUCCUGUACAGGCACAUAUGACUGCUGAUCUGUGCUCAAGCAGUCCUGCAAUGGAUGCUACAGAGCCAACUGAUGACUGUUCAGAGUUAGCACUUCACGUUGCAAUGGGCCAGAAAGUGGAUUCAUCAAAAUUUGUGGAGUAUUGGGUUCCUGCUCGACUUUCACGAGUACAACUAGAAUUCUACUGUUAUACCUUACUUUCAAACUCACCAGCCCUUCGAUCACAUUCAAAAACUGACAGUAUUGGUGCUCUUUGCAACAUUCUUGUAUCCCUUCGGAAGUGCUGCGACCACCCUUAUCUAGUAGAUAAAACGUUGCAUUUAUUACUUACCAAGGGACACCCAAUAACUGAUAUCCUAGAUAUUGGAGUGUGUGCAAGUGGUAAGCUACUGCUUCUUGACAAAAUGCUCCAAGAAAUCUGGAAAAAAGGGCAGAGAGUUCUUAUCCUUUCCCAGUCUUGUGGUGGGGCUGACAAUCCAAUGGGUGACAUUUUGGAUGACUUUGUCCAUCAAAGAUUUGGUUUUGAGUCAUAUGAACGCGUGGAGUGUGGUCUGAAUGUACGAAAGAAACAGGGUGCAAUGAGUAUGUUCAAUGACACAACUAAGGGCCGGUUUAUUUUCUUGAUUGAUAGCCGUGCGUGUGUCCCAAGCAUUAAACUAUCAUCAGUUGAUGUCAUCAUCAUAUAUUGUAGUGAUUGGAACCCCACAAAUGACUUGAGAGUCCUCGAGAAGAUCAGCAUAGAGUCACAAUCCGAGUGUGUGCCCAUUUUUCGUUUAUAUUCGUCUUGUACAGUGGAAGAGAAGGCUCUUAUACUUGCAAAGCAUGAUCAUAUUCUUGAUAGCACUGUCCAGAAUAUAACGCCUAUCCUGAGCCAUUCUCUGCUUAGUUGGGGUGCAUCAUUUCUCUUCAGUAGACUCGAAGGGCUAAAAAACUAUGCAUGUUUACGCAAGGAUUCUGAUGCUGAGAAACUGUUCAUGGAUAAAGUACUUUUGGACUUAAAGAAGUUAUCCACUAAAGAUGAUCCCAGCACUAAGAUGAGCAAUGCAGCCAUAUCACAAGCUCAUCUGAGUGGACCUUUUUAUUCUAGAGAUAGUCUUGUAGUAGGUGAGAGGGAGGGGAUCUCUGCACCUGAUAGUGAUCUGCCAAAGUUCUGGGUAAAUUUGCUAGAUCAGAAGUCUCCUCGUUGGCAGUAUAUAACUGAGCAGGCACAAAGAAGCCGUAGAAAGAUACAAAACAUGGAAGAAGGGAAAAUUCCUGCCGAUGAGGCUGAUGAAGCCAGUACCAAACGCAGAAAAAUUGCUGGAAUCUUGGAUUCAUCUGCAAAUGUUUUAGCUGGCGAAGACAAGGACUCAAUAUUGCCUGAAACUAAUACGACAUCUAGUUCUCAUCGAAAAAUUGCUGGGAUCUUGGAUUCAUCUGCAAAUGUUUUAGCUGGCGAAGACAAGGACUCAAUAUUACCUGAAACUAAUAUGCCAUCUAGUUCUCAUCAAAUAUCAGUUGACGACACAUGGCAGGAACAAGGGGUGAAAAAUCUUCAGGACACACAAAAAAGUCUUCAUAUCCAGUUGAAACCAGAGCUCUCAAUGCUAUAUGAAUUGUUUGAACUACCGGGGAGUGUUAAAUGUUUAUGUGAGGAACUUCUUGAGUAUACUUUGAAGAAUCACCAAGUCAGUCAGGUGCCAAAGGACAUACUGCAUGCAUUCAACAUUGCACUGUGCUGGCGUGCUGCUUCUCUCUCAAGGCAUAAGGUUAAUCAUAGAGAAUCACUGGCCCUUGCUGUAGAACACUUGAAGUAUGAGUGCAGUGAAAUUCUUGCUGAGAAGGUUUAUAAGAAGCUAAGGAUCCUAAAGAAGGAGUUCUCUCAUAGGGUAGGCAGAACAGGCAAGAGUAAUCAAUCAAUUUCAGUAAAGAACAUAUCACCAUGCCAGCAGGAGCCCUCAACUAAAUGUGGAACUGACAAAUCAAUCCCUAAGCAGGCAGCAUCUGUUGGUGAGAACGAAUCACAUCAAGAGGAUUCACAUGACUUAGUGAUUGAGCCUAUCGUACUAGGAGAGAAGGAAGUGCUAUAUGUUCCAGAGAUUAAUGAAAAACAACAUUUAUCAAAGGAUGCACUUCUUAAUAGAAUCACAGAGAAAAGAAUUAAAUUAGUUGACAUGGUAUUCUCCUUGAGAGAAAAGAAUAUCCAUGAUAAACAAACAAAUGAGGUCGCAAUGUUUGACAUGCACAGGCACAAGGGAGUGGAGAAACUGAGAGAAGCACGCAGAAUAGUUGUGGAACACCUUCGUAGGUCUCAAGCUGAUCUAGAGGACAGAGGUGGUCAAAUGAAGCUAAUAGUUGAAUGGUUCACUAUGCUACUAUAUGCGUUUCUGAAGCACAUGAGGUACCAGCGUGAGAAGCUUGACUUGCAGCAAUCAAUGGUGUGGACUAAGGAAUUACAGUUGAAAGAAAAUUUCCUUCACGAAGCAAAAUUUGGCCAGUUAGAUCUUACUUUUGAUGAACAUAUUUAUUUACCAGAUUCAGGCUUUGCUAUUGAGGAAUUCAGCCACUUUAGCUCCUGUGUUGAUACAGCAACUUUGGCAAACUGUCCGCAGUCUUUGCAUGAAACCUCAGCGAUGGAAGUUACAUUGGUUCGUAGUGUGAUUUCAUCUGAUGUUAUCAAUGCAGAAGCAGCGAGAAGUAGUUCUGCUGAAGUUCUUAUCCACAAUGAGGGAAUGCCAGCAUCAGAAGGCAUUGGUUUGACAGAGAACACGAUCAGCAAUAGUUUUGAUUGCAUCGACUCACAAGGAGGGGCAUCUCUGGCUGUUCAACACCAAGUAAAUUCUAGUCCUGCAAUUGAUAAUUCUAUUAAUCAGGAAUCUUCAAGUGGUGGCCAUAGAAGGACCGAACAUGUUGAGCGACAGAGUGGUGUGGGUUCGCAACCAUUACUCGGAGAGACUGACCAACAUUUAGGAGAUGCUGAAAUGGAAGUUAACACCGGCAAUAGGGACGAUACUCAGGAAGAUCCACCUUACCUAGAACCACAGACUCUGGCUCCUGUGCCCAGCCAGGCUUCCUUGCAAAUGUCCAAGGAAGUUGAAGCUGAGGCCAACCUUGUACUGCAGUCAGCCCAACCAAUUGCAGCUCCAGCACAACUUCUGCAAAGAGAGGCAGAACAAGUAGACCGUUCUGGUGUGAUACCAGCUCAGACUUUGCAACCUGAAAUGCAACCAUCAGCAUCCAGGGAAGCUUAUAUGCAGGCAGAUCUGAUAAUUCAGUCUGCACUACCAAGUAUGGUGCCAACUGAGCUUUCACGGUUGCUUGAAAGAACACACCCUGAUCAGUGUCAACUAAGUCAUCAACCCGAGGCUGCACUGGGUUCUUCAGCAAAACUGGUGGCAUCAAUGGUGUUUAAUCAUCCACCAGUUGGUGAUGAACCACUGAAAAAUGAGUUGCACAGAUUACGGUCAUACAUUGACUCGCUUAAUAAAACCAACGAACUAAAGAAAUCACAACUUAGGACUGAGUGUAGCCAAGAAAUAGACAAGGUCAAACAAAAGUACGAUUUGUUACUUCAAGAACAGGAUUCCACUCAUCUUCAGCAAACAAAGACACUUGAUAAUUUAUGUGAGAAAGUUCUCCUCAACCAGUCAAUAGCUGACUAUUUUCGGGCUAAAUUCAUAUCUUCUUCUGGAGCACAAGCUAGAGCCCAGAGCCCUCCAAAUCACCAGACACCCCAGGCCUCUCAGCAAGUUCCCCCGAGGCCUUCAGCUGUAGCAGCGACUGCAUCACCAGCUGCGUCGUCGUCAGCUGGUCGAUCACCAGUAUUGACACAUCAUAUCCAACCAUUACAGGUCGAUCGACCAUCACCAUCAUCACCAGCUGGUCCACUACCACAUGUCCAACCAUUAAAAGUCGAUCGACCAUCACCAUCAUCAUCGCCAUCUUCACAAGUUGUCAGACCUCGCCCCUCCAUACUAAACAACAUUGUCAGAUCACCGUCAACUACUUUUAGUCUCGCGCCAGUUCUGCCACGGGGAAGCUUUGGAGUCCAGAGUGAACUAGCACGUGCACGUGCACCUGCUCCUCAUCUUCGGCGCAGGUUGCCUCCACAGGUGCAGUCUAUGGCAUCUGCAAAUCAGCAGCAGCUUCCAACUAAGCUUGAGAGCAUGUCUGCAAGGACAUGGGCUACCCCUGUGACUCCAGUAAAUAUAAGACAAUCAUGCCCACAAGCAGUUCCCCCAGGGAACCCAUCACUGUCAAGUUUGCACCCAAGUUUAUACCCCACUUUAGCCGCACUCUUGGGACCAUCAAGUUCACAUCAAAUUCAGCAGGGUCCACUACUGCCAUCAAGUUCACUGCCAACACGCUUGUCGUCUCCAGUACCUUCAACUCCAAAUCCAGUUCUGCCACUAACAUCACCGCGAGGUUUGACUAUGACAUUUAGUGUUUCCUCAGCUGCGUCGAAUGUGUUGCCAAGUAGGGGUGUUGGGCCUUCCACAUCAGGCACUCCGCAGUCAGAUUCUGAUUCAGCACGCUGGAUGAAUGGCUAACAGGAAGGCUUGGGCUGCACAGUGAUCCCCAUGGCCUGGCGGCUCCUACAGAUGUGGUAUUGCUUAUCUGAUGAUGAAGAGACCGAUGAUCAAACCAAGCAAAAACGACGAUCAUCGCUGAAGAGCUCUCCGACAGAAGGGUUGCUUGCAAACAAAAUAAACUGAUGUCCAUGUAGUGCAACUGUUUGUUUCUGCUCGAGUUAUAUUAUGUUCCUUGUGUAGCAUGUAUAUUCUCCCUGUUGUAUGAGGGGUUUCCUGCGUAUUUACCAUCUAUAUAUGUAUAUAUGUACUGGCCAUUGGCCCCGAGGAAAGACAAGUUGCAUAUUUCCUAACAUGGUAUUAGAGCCCUAAGGUUUUCUUUUUCGCAUGCGCAACUCGUGCUUGAUCUUAUGAUCAUUUAACCAUAAAUAGUACGUGUUCAGUGUCAACAA
Molecule: messenger RNA, 6232 nt
Organism: Triticum aestivum (bread wheat)
Lineage: Eukaryota; Viridiplantae; Streptophyta; Magnoliopsida; Poales; Poaceae
Exons: 13
Coding region: 429-5801 (1790 amino acids)
Biological process (GO): heterochromatin formation
Source: RefSeq, a predicted model, not a curated record